Molecule: messenger RNA, 891 nt
Organism: Penicillium soppii
Lineage: Eukaryota; Fungi; Ascomycota; Eurotiomycetes; Eurotiales; Aspergillaceae
Product: cytochrome b5 reductase family protein
Exons: 3
Coding region: 1-891 (296 amino acids)
Biological process (GO): ergosterol biosynthetic process
Molecular function (GO): cytochrome-b5 reductase activity, acting on NAD(P)H
Source: RefSeq, a predicted model, not a curated record
AUGUUCAGAACACGACUCCCUCGAUCCAUCGCAACGAAAACAGCCACUUCAGCCAUCGCCAUACUAGGUGCCGGCGCCUACUUCACCCAAUCCAGACUCCUAUCAUCUGCCCAUGCAGAGUCAACCGAAGCGCCCAAGGUCUUCUCGGGCUUCGGCUUCACCACUCUACGCCUUCACAGUACAAAAGAAGUAAAUCACAACACAAAAAGACUAGUCUUCGAAUUCGCAGACCCAUCCGCGAAAAGCGGACUCCCACUUACAUCCGCCCUCCUCACAAUCACUCGACCGGAGGGAAGAUGGCUCCCCGUGCCACGGCCAUACACACCCAUCAGCGACCUAAAUCAAGAAGGCUACAUCGAGUUCAUGGUCAAAAAAUACCCCAACGGCAAAGCAAGCACACACAUCCACUCCCUAGUCCCAGGCGACACCCUCACAUUCGCAGCCGCGCUGAAAGGACACGCCUGGACGCCCAACCAAGCGCGUCAGGUCUACCUCAUUGCCGGCGGAGCGGGCAUAACGCCCAUCUACCAGCUUGCGCAAGGAAUUCUCAACAAUCCCGCCGACAAGACGAAGAUCAGGCUUGUUUUCGGGGUUAAUACCGAGCGGGAUCUUUUGCUUAGAGAGGAGUUGGAGGCGUUCAAGACUAGAUUUCCGGAUCGGUUUGAUUACGUUUAUACUGUUAGUCAUCCGGAGGAUGUGCAGGUGGGUGGAGAUUUUAGGAAGGGGUAUGUGACUGAGGAGCUGUUGAGGGGGGUUGUUAGGGCUGAUGGUGAUGCUAUGGUCUUUGUUUGUGGCCCACCUGCUAUGGAGAAUGAGCUGGUUGGCCCUAGUGGGAGGGCUGGGAUCCUGGCGAGGCUUGGGUUUGAGAAGGGCCAGAUUGUCAAGUUCUAG